AUGUCUAUGCAACAGGUUCCCAACAACUUCAACGCCGAGGAGGCUGACAACCUCGAGGAUGUAAGCCCUCGAUCCAUAGACAUUCAUUCCCCAGAUCACAGAAGCAGUGUACUGACUCCUCUGCUGCCACGGUCAGAUCGAGAAGCAGUUCGCGGUCAAGGGCACAAACAAGCUGACUCGCUCCCGUCCGCAGUCGUCCAGCAUAUGGAAACAUACUGGAAAAUCCUUGAGAAGGUCAAGGGCUCUUCGCUACGCCUGACCAAGAUCGACGACGAGAUCUACGAGCACCUCCAGACGGACUUUCCCGAGUUCGACCCCGCCGCGACCAUCAACGAGGAUGAGAUGAAGAGCAAGAACGGCAAGGAGCGCUGGAGGAAGUUCAUGAUGGCCUACGAGAAGAGGGUUGACGACUACAACUUCGGCACAAUGGUUCGCUCCAAGCCCGACGUCGAGUAUGGCCAGCACGAUGUCAUCUUCGUGCCCCGCAUGCAGUUCUACGCCAUUGAGAUUGCCAGAAACCGCAAGGGUCUGAACGACUGGAUCUACGAGAAGGCCCAAGCAGGCAAGGCCUAA
Colletotrichum gloeosporioides is the source of this 573-nucleotide messenger RNA. Its product is annotated as Protein PBDC1-like. The transcript has 4 exons. Bases 1 to 573 code for a protein of 190 amino acids. Gene Ontology annotation, cellular component: cytoplasm. NCBI's taxonomy places the organism in Eukaryota, Fungi, Ascomycota, Sordariomycetes, Glomerellales, Glomerellaceae. The record is from RefSeq and is a predicted model, not a curated record.